Zootoca vivipara (common lizard) is the source of this 2565-nucleotide messenger RNA. RefSeq names its product C-type lectin domain family 5 member A. NCBI's taxonomy places the organism in Eukaryota, Metazoa, Chordata, Lepidosauria, Squamata, Lacertidae. The record is from RefSeq and is a predicted model, not a curated record.
AUUGAGUUGCUCAACAGAAACACUGGUCUGUAAGAGGGGAAGUUCAGCAUGUGCAUUUCUAAGAAGGCUGCUUGGUGUACGCAUUCUUCCGAGUCAUCAGAAGCUCCAGGAAACAUUUAAGUCAGAAUUCUCCAAGCAGACGCAAGACACCCGUGAAAGCUAAGUAAGUGAGAAGCGGCGUAACUGAGCCCCAUUAGGGGCACCCACCUCUUCAGGAAUAACAAAGGAAGAAGACUGAAACAAAGCCCUGUUUUCAUUCUGAUGUAGCCAGUGCUGGAGACAUACCUGAAGAUUUCAAUGUGUGUGCCGUACACAGAGGUUUCCUCCUAGGUUUCUUGUAGCCAGUGUGCUGGGGAAAAUGAAGUGGAAUUGCCUAGUUCCACUCAUGAUUAUCUUAGUUAUUAAGCUAAUAGGCACUUCACUGUUCCUUCUCUAUGCUUCACAGAUUUUCUUCCAAGAAGUCCCCGUUCUCACCCCAUCAGGAGUAAAAGAUGGCUGCCCCAUAAGAUGGGUACUUUAUGCGGGCAAAUGCUACUUCUUUUCUGCCCAGGAAAAAACAUGGGAUGAGAGCCAGGAGAACUGCGCUCAAUCAAAUUCUCAUCUUGCCGUUGUCAACAACAAAGCAGAAUUGAUGUUCCUAUUGAACAGAACAAACCAUUUGGAGUAUUUCAUUGGCUUAACGCAGCAAGGUUCCAAGGGACCGUGGAGAUGGAUCGACAACACAGCGUAUGACCCUGACGUAUUGAAUGUCAAAAGUAGAAUUUAUGACUGCGCUGUGCUUGGAUUGCACAUGGUCACUUCAGCCCCUUGCUCUGUAGUAAACCGCUGGAUUUGUGAGGAGAAGGCCUAGGAGUUCUCCUCUGUAUGGGAGAUUCUCAGCAAUGUGGAAUUAAGAUUCUUCACUCUGCUAAGGAACUUUGGACCUGAUUCGGCUCUUGUUACGCAUAACCAGGAACCCUGGAAAGGGAGGCGUGUUCUCUCACACAGGAAGACUUUUAUCCAGCCAAAUAUAUGAAUGGCCCAAUAAACACUGCAAAUACCAUAUUUUUCUGUGUAUAACACACUCCCAUGUAUAAGACGCCCCUUAUUUUGAGGGACUCCCAAAUUAAGAAAGGGGGGGGAGAUCGUCUGACCCCUCGCCAGCAGAAGCUGCCAAUUGCCCACCCAAUUGCCGCAGCGACAGCCAAUCAACACCAGCCCUUGCCACAGCCACCAAUAACACGCCCAAUAGCCGCUGACAAUCUCCGGCUCGCAGCAGCAGCAGCCAAUCCCAUGUCCCCCCUAUGCACUAUCCAUGUAUAAGAUGACCCCCAAUUUUUAACAUAAUUUUUAAUGGGGAAAAGCUUGUCUUAUACACGGACAGUAUACUUCCAGUUGCACUUCUGCAUUGACAUAAAGGAGCCACAAGUGUGUAAAUCUGCUUGUGUCUUUCGAUCUUCCUUCCCAGACUGGAAGACCAGUGGUUCCAGAACUAUGCGCUGUAUGGGUCAUGCAAAAGUUACUAUUGUGCUGGGGGGGGGAAUCAAUUCAUUGUCCUGGGAUUCAUCGGAGGGAUACUGGACUAGUGGACGUACACUGGCAGAGCUUCAUGCUUUGGCACCAGGGGCGGGGCUGGCACGCGUUCUGGGGGCGGGGUGUCCGCACGGGCUGGGUGCAGCCGCAAUGGCGCCCUCGGGAUCGCGCUGCCCGGGACGGAGCACCCCCAUCGCCCCUCCCUUCCUACGCCCCUGUGGACAUAGAUCCUACAUGCCUUGUUGGUGGCCACAUAACUGAUCUUGCCGCACUGGGGGGGGGGGCUCAAACAAUUCCCCCUGUUGCUUGUUGGUCAGGUGAUCUCUCUUGUCUUGCCACAUGUGAAAGAUACUUUCUUCUACUCAGAAAAGAGGGUUCAGGGAGUUUAGAGAACAAGACUACGGUAUAUCCCUUUCCUGAGACCAGCCAUGCAAUAAAACCUCAAUAUCCACUUCUGCUAACCGCUCAACACAGAACUUCCUUUAUUUUGGGACAGAACAUUCUCUUCCGCUGUUGGAGGGGGGAGUCCUUUAUUUGUCCAAAAACCGCUACUGUUUUGGAAGAUUACCAAAUAAUAGCUUACUGUGUUAGCAAAACACACUAAUUAUUGUAAUGCAUCUUAUAUCCGAAGAGAUAAACAAUUAGUAUAUGACUGUUGACACCUGAAGUUUUUAAUGUUUGAUGUUUUGAAGGCAGCCCUGUAUUGGGAAGUUUUUAAUGUUUGAUGUUUUGCUGUGUUCUUUUAUAUUCAGUUGGAAGCUUCCCACAGUGGCUGGGGCAACCCAGUAAGAUGGGCAGGGUACAAAUAAAUUAUCAUCAUCAUCAUCAUCAUUAUAAUUUUCUACAUGCACAUAUUUUCCAUGCUGGUUGGCCUUGCUAGAAGAAACUGUUGAUUUAAUUCAGCCUCUUAUUUAUAUUGGAAUGAGGGAGAUCAGAGGCAAAAGAGGAAACAUGACUUUGGCCUUAGGAAGCUGUGUUAUAUGGAGUCAAGCCACUGGUCCAGCUAGCUCAGUGUUGUCUUCACUGAUUGGCAGUGGCUUUCAAGGGUUUCAG